AUGACUUGCGCCAAGUGCAAACAGUCAGAGUCCGAUACUCUGAUCCUGAAGAAAUGCGGUGGCUGCAACUCAAUUUGGUAUUGCUCAAAGACAUGCCAGAAACAAGACUGGGAUUCCCACAAAGACGACUGCAAAGCCACAACCCGCAGUCAAGCCAUCAACAAAGCAGCUGAAUCCACUGCAGUCAGCUCUGAGACCCGCACAAAAGAACAAAAAGCGGCGAUGAAUUGCAUAACGGCACACCUGAAAGACAAAUUCGCCGUCCUGGACGUUGAAAUCUUCUUCCCCUUCCAUGCCCUCCGAUGCAGCUCCUGGCUCGAUAGCCGCUCCAAAAAAGAUGUCUUCAAGCUGCUCAUUGAUUCUUACCGCCUGCGUGUGUGGGAUGAUCGUCCGUACGUGAUGCAGCACUUGUUCACAAACGUGAGCGAUUUCGGCCUGUACCUUCGACAGGCGGAGAAAAGGGGCGACCUUGUGCCUGAGUGGUGGGCUGGGGAUACUGGGGUUGAAUGCAUGCUUUUUGCUUCUUCUAAUGAUGACUGGAGCUCUGCUGUGGUUGACAUCUCUGAGGAGCGUAUCAUGGGUUUUUAUCCCGAGCUGUUCAUGCCGUUGCAGAUGCGGAUCUUUGCUGAGCAGGUGCUUGGUAUUGGGCUUAGUGGGCAUAGCUUCUUGUCUACUAUUGAACUUUAUUUGAUUUCUGAGGAGGGGAAGAUUAUAAAUUCGAUGUCGAGGAACUGA
Penicillium nucicola is the source of this 735-nucleotide messenger RNA. Its product is annotated as zinc finger MYND domain-containing protein. Bases 1 to 735 code for a protein of 244 amino acids. Gene Ontology annotation, biological process: regulation of transcription by RNA polymerase II. The transcript has a single exon. Gene Ontology annotation, cellular component: nucleus. Gene Ontology annotation, molecular function: DNA-binding transcription factor activity, RNA polymerase II-specific. NCBI's taxonomy places the organism in Eukaryota, Fungi, Ascomycota, Eurotiomycetes, Eurotiales, Aspergillaceae. The record is from RefSeq and is a predicted model, not a curated record.